CUAGGGCUACACUUGCACUACCACACGCGCUAUAUAUACUAUUCUCCUGAUAAAACUUAGGGUUUCUUCCUUAAAAACCCUAGCGGCAGCAGAUCCAGCUUCGUCGUCUCCAACUUAGAAUUUAGGUUUCCGAGUCCCAGGCUGUUUCAAUCAUGGCCGAAGUUGAAGCUGAUGUUGCCGUUGCAGGAGUUCCGAAGAAGAGAACGUUCAAGAAGUUCUCUUUCAGGGGAGUUGAUUUGGAUGCUCUCCUCGACAUGUCUACCGAUGAGCUUGUCAAGCUUUUUACCGCUCGAGCUCGUAGAAGGUUCCAGAGGGGUUUGAAGCGUAAGCCAAUGGCUUUGAUCAAGAAACUUCGCAAGGCGAAAAGGGAGGCCCCAGCAGGUGAGAAGCCAGAACCAGUUAGAACUCACCUCCGAAACAUGAUUAUCGUUCCAGAGAUGAUCGGAAGCAUCAUAGGUGUGUACAAUGGCAAGACCUUCAACCAGGUCGAGAUCAAGCCUGAAAUGAUUGGACACUACCUUGCUGAGUUUUCUAUAUCGUACAAGCCUGUCAAGCACGGUAGACCAGGUAUUGGUGCUACCCAUUCAUCUAGGUUCAUUCCUCUCAAGUGAAGGCUGCCAGUUUGCAUAUUCAGUAUUUUUGUUUCUAAGACUUCCAUGAAUUUUUGUUUUCUUACUUUUUGUCUUGCUUAAAAGAGUUUGAAUACUAUCUCUUUAGACCGGGGAACGUCGUUUAUAGUUUGAGAUUAUGCUGAUUAUUGAUCUUGGCCAAUAUUGGAAGCAUCUCUUUUUCCCCUAUUUUUUUAAUGAAUUAUAUGAUAUGAUUUUUGAUUGCU
Messenger RNA from Humulus lupulus (European hop), 835 nucleotides. Its product is annotated as small ribosomal subunit protein uS19x. Gene Ontology annotation, biological process: translation; ribosomal small subunit assembly. NCBI's taxonomy places the organism in Eukaryota, Viridiplantae, Streptophyta, Magnoliopsida, Rosales, Cannabaceae. The transcript is spliced from 4 exons. Gene Ontology annotation, cellular component: cytosolic small ribosomal subunit; ribosome. The record is from RefSeq and is a predicted model, not a curated record. The coding region runs from base 153 to 611 and encodes 152 amino acids. Gene Ontology annotation, molecular function: structural constituent of ribosome; RNA binding.